AUGGCGCAACAAGAGGAUGCCAGCCCACGCCCAUUCAAUCCACGCCCAUUCUGUCCGAAUCCCCUAGUCAUCAAGCCUGAGCAACGGAUUGAGCAGCUCAAGAAAUUCCUGGAAGAUCCGACCCCCAAAAUACAACGCCAGAGAACCAAUAUUGAAGGACUCAUCCGAAUGACUCAGCAGACGAUCUGGAUCUGCAAGGGGCAGAUCAUGGAUCCGCCGCCUCGCCUUAAUGACCUUCCGCCAAUUAUGGUACAUUCUGCUGUAUGGGCCGAGGGAAUUUUCCAUCAGUUGAUGCAGCAGAGUCCUCCCCAGGUAACUACCUCAAAACAAUAA
Molecule: messenger RNA, 333 nt
Organism: Penicillium roqueforti
Lineage: Eukaryota; Fungi; Ascomycota; Eurotiomycetes; Eurotiales; Aspergillaceae
Exons: 3
Coding region: 1-333 (110 amino acids)
Source: RefSeq, a predicted model, not a curated record